AUGGCCAUGAGGAUGAAGAGGAGCUGUUCCUGGCCGGUCUCUGCGCCUGUCCGAGGCUUCGUCUUCGCACAGCUGUUGCUGCCCCUGUGGACCCCGCUCUUCGAACCGCUUCCGACUCUCCGCUGCUGUGCACCGCGGCGCCGGGUCUCUCCCCCGGACAGCGCAGCCUGUGCCGGCGGCACUCGAACCACGCAGAGGAGGUGGCCAAUGGCGUCCAGCUGGCGCUCGACUGAGUGUCGGCACCAGCUGCAGGCCUGGCGGUGGAACUGCACCACGCCCGGCGCCGAGGACACUCUGGGCCCCGUGGCUCAAUCUGGUGGCGCCCUGUCGUCGCACUCGGGGGCGCUGCCGGGCAGCUGCGACUGCGUCGAUGCGGCCGCGGCAAGUCUGCCGCGUGGCGCCCAGCCGGGCUGCGGGGACGACGUCAAAUACGGAUACCGGUUCGCCAGGAAGUUUGUGGACGAGAGCGAGCACGAUCGCAGGCGGCAUGGAGGAGGAGGGGAGUCUCGGCUGGAGCUCGUCCAGAUGAAUUUGCACAAUAACAAGGCCGGCCGGCUGUGCCACGGGUUGACUGGCGCCUGCACGCUCAAGAUCUGCUGGCCACAGCUCGCAGACUUUCGCAAAGUUGGAAACUUUCUCAAGGAAAAGUACGACGCAAGUUCCGCCGUGCGGCUGGUGACCCACAACUGGCUGGAGCCGGUGGACGAGGGGUUCGUGGCGCCCACUGCGAGCGAGCUGGUGCACGUGCACGGCAGCCCCGACUACUGCGAGCGCGACGAUGCUCGCGGCGUUCCCGGCACGGUGGGGCGGCGGUGCGACUUGCGCUCCAACGGCACCGGGGAUUGCUCGAUCAUGUGUUGCGGCAGAGGGUACAACACCGUCCGAGUGAACGGUGGAGAAGCGGUGCAGAUGCAAGUUCCGGUGGUGCGCUCCGUCAAGUGCGAGCGGUGCCCGCAGACCGUUUGA
Lethenteron reissneri (Far Eastern brook lamprey) is the source of this 966-nucleotide messenger RNA. Its product is annotated as protein Wnt-1-like. Gene Ontology annotation, molecular function: frizzled binding; cytokine activity. Gene Ontology annotation, cellular component: extracellular region. Gene Ontology annotation, biological process: canonical Wnt signaling pathway; cell fate commitment; multicellular organism development. The record is from RefSeq and is a predicted model, not a curated record. Lineage: Eukaryota; Metazoa; Chordata; Hyperoartia; Petromyzontiformes; Petromyzontidae.